Molecule: messenger RNA, 1689 nt
Organism: Procambarus clarkii (red swamp crayfish)
Lineage: Eukaryota; Metazoa; Arthropoda; Malacostraca; Decapoda; Cambaridae
Source: RefSeq, a predicted model, not a curated record
AUGGCCUAUAGAUAUGCACAUGUGAUGUUGGAACAUUCUAUAUCUGCCAUCGACUGGGACAGACACCCAGAAUGCCCCAGGUUGGCGUCGUGGCAGAUGGCGUCGUUGGGGUCUGCCCUUACAGGAACCGGCAUCCCCAGGGCAGGUGAGGGAGCGGGGAUCCCUCCUCAUCGAGGCCGACUCGCCAAGGUCGACUUCAGGGACAACCCCCGGCGACGCAGCGACCCUCGGCGACGCAGCAACCCCCGUCGACACGCGCGACCCCCGGCGACACGCGCGACCCCCGGCGACACGCGCGACCCCCGGCGACACGCGCGACCCCCGGCGACACGCGCGACCCCCGGCGACACGCGCGACCCCCGGCGACGCAGCGACCCCCGGCGACGCAGCGACCCCCGGCGACGCAGCGACCCUCGGCGACGCAGCGACCCUCGGCGACGCAGCAACCCUCGGCGACGCAGCGACCCCCGGCGACGCAGCGACCCCCGGCGACGCAGCGACCCUCGGCGACGCAGCGACCCUCGGCGACGCAGCGACCCUCGGCGACGCAGCAACCCUCGGCGACGCAGCAACCCUCGGCGACGCAGCAACCCCCGGCGACGCAGCAACCCCCGGCGACGCAGCGACCCUCGGCGACGCAGCAACCCUCGACGACGCAGCAACCCUCGGCGACGCAGCAACCCUCGGCGACGCAGCACCCCCCCGGCGACGCAGCGACCCUCGGCGAAGCAGCGACCCCCGGCGACGCAGCGACCCUCGGCGAAGCAGCGACCCCCGGCGACACGCGCGACCCCCGGCGACACGCGCGACCCCCGGCGACACGCGCGACCCCCGGCGACACGCGCGACCCCCGGCGACACGCGCGACCCCCGGCGACACGCGCGACCCCCGGCGACACGCGCGACCCCCGGCGACACGCGCGACCCCCGGCGACACGCGCGACCCUCGGCGACGCAGCGACCCCCGGCGACGCAGCGACCCCCGGCGACGCAGCGACCCUCGGCGACGCAGCGACCCCCGGCGACGCAGCGACCCUCGGCGACGCAGCGACCCUCGGCGACGCAGCGACCCUCGGCGACGCAGCAACCCUCGGCGACGCAGCAACCCCCGGCGACGCAGCAACCCCCGGCGACGCAGCAACCCCCGGUGACGCAGCAACCCCCGGCGACGCAGCAACCCCCGGCGACGCAGCAACCCUCGCCGACGCAGCGACCCUCACCGACGCAGCGACCCCCGCCGACGCAGCGACCCCCGCCGACGCAGCGACCCCCGCCGACGCAGCGACCCCCGCCGACGCAGCGACCCCCGCCGACGCAGCGACCCCCGCCGACGCAGCGACCCCCGCCGACGCAGCGACCCCCGCCGACGCAGCAACCCCCGCCGACGCAGCAACCCCCGCCGACGCAGCAACCCCCGCCGACGCAGCGACCCCCGCCGACGCAGCGACCCCCGCCGACGCAGCGACCCUCGCCGACGCAGCGACCCUCGGCGACGCAGCGACCCUCGGCGACGCAGCGACCCUCGGCGACGCAGCGACCCUCGGCGACGCAGCGACCCUCGGCGACGCAGCAACCCCCGCCGACAGGGCAAACACUCCGCGAUUGCCUACUUGACAGUUCCAAUGCUAACGUGAUCGCAAAUAAAGCCACUCUAAAUGAUGGGAUUACUGAAGACAAUUUUGCUGUUUAG